CCCAACUCAACCUCAACCACCCCGAAUCGACAAAACAACAAACGAAAAAAAAAAAAAAAGAACGCACGCACGCACGAUGACGGGAGCCAACAAAACCGACCGUAAACAAUCGACGAGUUGGCUAAAGCGACAAGAGGAACGGAAGAAGAUGGAGGCGAUCAAGCUACUAGAACGAGAGAUUAGGGAGAAGGAGGAGGAAGAGAAACGGGCGAAGGUCGAGAAGAUCAUGGCGAGGAAGGCCAAGCUCAAGGAGAAAGAACGGCUCGAACGAUUGAGCCUCAAGCUCUCCCAGAAGAAGCUGUUGAGGAUGAAGAGACGCGAAGGACGGACGAAGAAAAUCGCCGGUUGAAAUUCACACACUAGCUCCUAGUUCCCUUCCCUUCUCAUUAUCCUUCUCGUUCUUCCGCCAACCCUCGUCUUUUGAUUUCGAUUCACUCUAUCCUGGUGCUUCUACAACUUAUAGCCAACUACCUUAAAAACAACUCAAUCCCUUAUGAUCAUUCCUCAGUGAGUCACAGAGACAAACAAACAAAAAAUUGUACACUAUUCUCAUAUCCACAUUCCAAUGCACACAAAGUUGAUUAUUUCUGCAUCUUUAUGAAAAAAAAUCUCAUAGGUUUUGCUGUUAAUAUAUAUCAUCCCCACUGAAAAAAAGAAGAAAAUUACUUGUUUCUUAUUUCCGUCAAGAGAAACGUCGACGAACCUCCUCUAGUCUUAUCCUCUCGAAGUCUUUGAGCUCUGGCAAU
Puccinia graminis f. sp. tritici CRL 75-36-700-3 is the source of this 746-nucleotide messenger RNA. RefSeq lists its product as uncharacterized. The transcript has a single exon. The record is from RefSeq and is a predicted model, not a curated record. The coding region runs from base 77 to 349 and encodes 90 amino acids. Lineage: Eukaryota; Fungi; Basidiomycota; Pucciniomycetes; Pucciniales; Pucciniaceae.